GAGCAAAUAAACAAUUAAAAAUUCAAAAUUAUACAUUUACGAACUGAAAUCAUGCCGCCGUCUGUGGAUCACGUGGUGCACCAUGUGCUCGCUCCCAUGGCAAUUGACGCCCUCGAUUGCAUAGUGCCGGUUGUCCGCCAACUGGUGAUCAUCCUGCACGAGUCGUUUCUCGUUGAUCACAAGGAGCCGGAGCCCGUGAUCGAUGUUUCCGGCAUGAUUCAGCCCGUCCGUAAAAUAGUCUUAAUCGUAAACGAUCCUACGCCGGAGAACCAUGCCGAUCAGGAGACGGUGGUCAGUUCGGAUGAGAUCAGCGGCCUGUUGGGUGGACUUUCGCGGAGCAUCCGGAACCUGGCCCGUUCGACGUAUGAUACCAUCUCUGCGCUGGCCAACUAGCUGGGAGAGUAGCCCCCGAGUUAGUUGUCAGCCCGGUCGAUCGAAAAAAUCCGAAACCGAUCCUCCUGAUCCUCCAGAAGAUCGUGCAACGGCUGUUCCCCCUCCGGAGCCAUG
Molecule: messenger RNA, 507 nt
Organism: Drosophila takahashii
Lineage: Eukaryota; Metazoa; Arthropoda; Insecta; Diptera; Drosophilidae
Source: RefSeq, a predicted model, not a curated record